Molecule: messenger RNA, 2921 nt
Organism: Triticum dicoccoides
Lineage: Eukaryota; Viridiplantae; Streptophyta; Magnoliopsida; Poales; Poaceae
Exons: 5
Coding region: 201-2177 (658 amino acids)
Biological process (GO): negative regulation of translation
Molecular function (GO): rRNA N-glycosylase activity
Source: RefSeq, a predicted model, not a curated record
CCGAAAACCUAGCUCGUUCCCCUUUCCUCCCCGAUUCAUCCGGUGUGGCGAUUUCAGUGAUGUGAGCGCCGGCGGCGGAUCUUGUGGCGCUGACGGCGACGUGGGAGGUGCGUAGGUCCGUCACACGUGCACAUCCGUAAGUGUUUCGCCGGUUACCUUCUUCCCGCGUGUCAUCCAGAAACGUCAGCUUCACGGUGACGAUGCCGACGCACGGCGGCGGCUGUGCGGGAUCUCGAUGCGGCGUCAUCAAGGCGACAAUUGCUGACGGAGAUGACCCUGGUGAAGCUAUGAGAAAAAAGUUCGAUGGCAUGCAUGAAAAAUUGGAGUCUGCUGCGAAUUCUGAAGAUUGGAAUAGUGUUCUCAGAAUAGUAGAGAAGCUGAUUCUUCCUCCUGAUAGUGAACCAAGGGAAUACGUAAUGAAAUUGGACCAAGAUCUGCAGAAGAUCGCAGCUUUGCAACCAAAAGACUGGCUUGUGAACAAGCUGAAGAAGCAGAACUCAGUUCCAUCAUAUGAAAAUCCUGUCCUAAAAUAUUCUGAUUUACAACAGUGGAUUCACAAGCUAUCAGAAGAACAAAGGCCUGUGAGCCUUGCGUUGGGAGAUUUUAAACUUGAUCUGAUUGAGAUGGCUUUUUUGAACCCAAGCCAAGAAGGUUCUCUAAGUAAUUUUAUCAGCUACUUCAGUGAUCGGCUGUGUAACAAUGACCAAAAUUUUACAUUUCGACAUGGAAAAGAAUCAUGUCACCUAUUGGAAUAUCAGACACCUAAUAAACAGCAACCCAGAUGGAUGUUGAUUAAAAUGAAGAAAGAUAAUGCUCGAGCCGAGAUUUACAUUAGGAGCGAUCACUUCUACCUUUGUGCUUUCAGUAACAAAAAGGGUGAAAUCUUUGAGCUUGUGAAGGAAGAUUGUCUGCGAAUAAUCAAAAGUUCUGUUGCAUUUGGCUGUAGCACAGACUACCCAAGCAUACUGAACGACGAAAGACCUCGACUGAUUCCAGAAGGUGAAUGUGAAAAGAGGUUGUUGGACAUAAUUCUAAAUAUGGAGGAAUUUUCACAUGGCAUCGAAGUGCUGUCAAACUAUGACCACAGUAUUCUGUCAAAACAUGAUGUGAGUGAGGCUGAAAAACAACGACUCAUUCAAGAAGUGCAAGAUGCAUUAGCUUGGAAUGUAGUGGUUUUAGCUGAAGUUUCAUGCAUCGUUAAUCUAUUUGUAUCCGUCAAUGGAAACUGGAAAGAGAGUUGUUCAAGCUUGACAAAACUCUUGUAUGAGUAUAUGAUGCAUUGGAAGGUAAUGUUAAAUAAGGCCCGCAACGGUGCCAUUGAUGCCAAGUUUGAGGACAACAUAGUGGCUAAAAUCUUGCUGCGAUUUAGAUGUGAAGCAAUUAAGGUGCUUAAUCUGCUGUGCAACGCGGAGGGUCCUGGAAUUAUUAAGAAUGGUGAAGAUGGCAAAGGAUCAGAGGAAGAUUCUGGACCAUCUCGUGGUAAUGACAAAGAGCAAAAGACAUCUGGAUCUAGCUCUGGACUGUCUGGACAUGGUAAGGACAAAGAAACAAACACACCUGGAUCUGGACCACUUGAUAGUUAUGAUGACAACCUGGAGGGUGACCGUGAUGGUGGAAAACAGAAGGAAAAUUAUAAUGAUAGCAGGCCAGGGACGAGUGAGAUGAGCAAAAUAGCAAUGGAUUUCAUGGGAGGAUUGAUAGUUGGCAAGAACUGGGUUCAGCCUUUGAUGAAGAAAAGAAGCAUGGAACCUUUUGUCAUCACAAAAAGAGGGGUGGAAUCUUUGAUCACCAGCAGAAGAAGCGUGGAACCUUUGAUGGUGCCAUUGCUACCUGAUUCUCUAGGAUCUGCAUAUGCAAGUGGUUUGGGUCAGGUCUUGUCAUUAGUACCUGAUUCUUCGAUGUCACAUGUACGUGGUUUGGAUCCGAUGCUGGUUAACUUCAUCAAGAAUUCGCCUGAGGAAGAUAUGGUUAACUUCAUCAAGAAUUCUAUCCCCUCACAACCAUAUUUUCCUACAGGCCAGACUCUCUUAGAAUUUUUUUCUAUCCACACAAAUUUGUGCUUAAUAAAGACUAUCAUACUUUAUGAUAAUCGCGGUGGUACUUUAAUAUACGAGUCCAAGGAAGGAGAAAAGGACGAGUUUUUAAAAGACGCUCCAUUUGGUUAUCAGAGGAUAUAGGAAGAAAACCUUAUGCUUUCAUGGAAUCUCUUGUUCUCAAAGGCCCGAGCCGUCCCAUGACUGCUCAUGAUGGGUACUGGAUCAUUCAAAUUAAUGUUCCGGUUGAAUCAUCUUUCGAGCCUGAACACCACCCUGAAAUACCUGGUCGAGUAUUAUAUUUGAAUGAUGAUUUCCUUGACAAACCCAGGGGCAAUUUAAUUUCUAUCAGAGGUGGCCUUGUUAACAUCACAUCAGUGACUUUCAGCAAUGCAGUUCGCUCUUCAAUCCGAUUUUUACUUUGUUCUCACCAAGAUGGCAGUUUUACUAAAGUGGAGGGCGAGCUUAUAUUAUCUGUUGAAAAUUAUCCAUUUGGCUUCACUAUUUUCAAAAAUCAAGUCGAGGAUGAUGCUGUUCAUUUCGUUAGACAGAGUGGCACAGUAUUUGAACUUCCGUUGACUCGGCAUGUUCUUGCACUGCCUAUAGGAUCUCGUGUACAUGUCUUGGGGACUUUGAAACUAGCGACCUUGAAAGUGUUUGUAGAUCAGUAUCUGGUGCUCGACAAGAAUGUUGCAUGGGCUGGAUGGACUGUGGAGACGGGUCUGUAUGCUGCUAUAUGCAUUGAGGCAAGUUCUUUUCUCUAGAGCUUAGUUAUAGGAAAUUUGGAAAUACUACUUGUAGUAGUUUAAUUAGCCCAUUGUAAUGGAUUUGGUGACCAUGAGCGGAUGAAAUAAUAGUACUAAAGAACCGCCGUGUCUGCAGUAAUAU